GCUGCUCUGAGAUGUAAAUCUGUGUUUUUCCUUUUUCAUGUCAUCUCAUUUUUUUUUUUUCAUUUUCCCCCUGCUGCUCCCUCGGGCCAUUCCAUGGGAAAAGAAACUUUUCCUGCAGCCCUGAGAGGAAUCCAGCUAUUUUAGGAGAACACGUCACUGCUUUGAGCUGCAGCCCAGAAACUCCUUCUUUCCAUCAUCCACAGCUCAGCUUUUUUUGUUUUUUUCUACUUGUUGCACAGCCCUGCACUGUUUACCUUUUUAUUCAGAGGCACGUUGCAUUUUUAAAUCCUUCAUAUUUGGAGCAGGAAAUAGAAGAACACAUGUCUUGUUUCCCUGCAGCAGGCAGCGCGGAGACAUGACGGAUCCUGCAAGUCGUGCACAACUUGUGGAGCUCGGCGGCGUGCAGGCUGGUGUGGAAACGUCAGCAAGGGUUUUUUUGUGUUGAGGCGGCUGCAGCGUGACAUUGCACUGGAAUCUGUGUGUCUCCGUGAGUGUGUCAUCUGUGGAGGGUUAGGGUGUGUGUGGAAGGAGGAGGACAAAAGCUCUGAGCUACAGGUAUCCAUUCAAAGCAUGAAUGAAAAAACACAUUUUUUUUUCUUUGCAUGAAAAUUGUUUUUGCACGACAUUCUCGAGCUUUCCACGUUUCCAGACGGAUUCAUUCACAAAUGCAUGCUCAUCUUUACGCGCCACCGCAUCAUAAACAACAACUCCAGUGAUAACCUUGAACCCGUGCCACGCUGGAGACAACAGGUUCAUUACGCACGACUCUUUUUGUGCACGAAAUGUAGGACAAUGUGGAUAUUUCCGAUGAUAUUUGAUGCUUGUGUUUUCAAAAAUACCUGGAUUCAUGAUGAGCUUAUGUGCGUGCAUGUGUGUGUGUUUUUGUUUCCCCCCCUCAGUGAGAGAGCGUGCACACACACACGUCAGCGCGGGGAGGGCAAAGCCUGCUUAAGAUGCAGUGAAUGUGACAGCCGAGUCCAGACUACAGCAGCGUGGACGGAGAAAAGGUGAGAGUGGAGGUGGUGGUGGUGGUGGGGGGGCACGAACAAUGCCAGAGGAAGCAGCUCACCCGCAGACGUGACGAAGACACACCGAGCAACAACAAAGGCUGAGGGGGAGCAGAGAGGACUGAGGAGCGGGACGCGGCGCCCUUGUCUGGGGGGGGAAACAUGACAGUGGUGCCCGGAGAGAACCUGGAUGAGACUGUGGCACUGGCCGCGCUGUCAGCCCAGGAUGUGUACGACCCGGAGUGCGUGGAGAACCAGGAGUGCUGUGAGCGCGUGGUCAUCAACAUCUCCGGGCUGCGCUUCGAGACGCAGCUGAAGACCCUGGCCCAGUUCCCCUGCACGCUGCUGGGGGACCCCAGGAAGAGGAUGCGCUUCUUCGACCCGCUGCGUAACGAGUACUUCUUCGACCGGAACAGACCCAGCUUCGAUGCCAUCCUGUACUACUACCAGUCAGGGGGGAGGCUCCGGAGACCCGUCAACGUGCCCGUGGACAUCUUCAUGGAGGAGAUCAAAUUCUACGAGCUGGGAGAGGAGGUGAUCGAGAAUUUUAAGGAGGAUGAGGGCUUCAUUAAGGAGGAGGAGCGACCUCUGCCCGAGAACGAGUUCCAGCGGCAGGUCUGGCUCCUGUUCGAGUACCCGGAGAGCUCCGGACCUGCCCGGGGGAUCGCCAUCGUCUCCGUCCUGGUCAUCCUCAUCUCCAUCGUCAUCUUCUGCCUGGAGACUUUACCUGAGUUCAGAGAAGAAGCCAAAACGUUUGACGACGAGCUGGCGCUGAAUGGAACCACGCGCGCAAAGAAGCCAAACCCGUUCACGGACCCGUUCUUCAUUGUGGAGACCCUCUGCAUCAUCUGGUUCUCCUUCGAGCUGCUGGUCCGGUUCCUGGCCUGCCCCAGCAAGCCCGCCUUCUUCAAGAACAUCAUGAACACCAUCGACAUCGUGGCCAUCAUGCCCUACUUCAUCACGCUGGGUCUGGAGCUGGCGGAGCACCAGGGGAACGGACAGCAGGCCAUGUCUCUGGCCAUCCUCAGGGUCAUCCGCCUGGUCCGGGUCUUCAGGAUCUUUAAGCUCUCCCGACACUCUAAGGGUCUGCAGAUCCUGGGGAAGACCCUGCAGGCCAGCAUGAGGGAGCUGGGACUGCUCAUCUUCUUCCUCUUCAUCGGAGUCAUCCUCUUCUCCAGCGCGGUCUACUUCGCGGAGACGGACGACCCGGACUCCGGCUUCAGCAGCAUCCCGGACGCGUUCUGGUGGGCCGUGGUUUCCAUGACAACAGUGGGCUACGGGGACAUGUGCCCGGUUACGAUCGGCGGGAAAAUCGUGGGCUCUCUGUGCGCCAUCGCCGGCGUGUUAACCAUCGCGCUGCCGGUGCCGGUCAUCGUCUCCAACUUCAACUACUUCUACCACCGCGAGACCGAGCACGAGGAGCAGUUCCAGUACACGCACGUGACCUGCGGCCAGCAGCAGCCGGCGUUUGGAGACUUCAACAAGAGCGACAGCAAACCGAGCCUGUGCAAGUCCGAGUACCUGGACAGCGAGGACGCGGACUCCAUCAAGUACACCAACUGCAGCCCGCACAAAGCCUACACCGGGAAGCUCACCGAUGUCUGACUGUGUUUGAGAUCCUUGUUUCCGGCAUCAUAGGGAUUCAUUUCAGACUCACAGAGGACGGAUUACCUGAGAAAUCACCUUUUGUUUUCACCUCCUAACUGUCUUCCAUUACGCGCGCCAUGAGCAGGAGAACGCUUCAGAACGAUCAGCCAGCUGUAGCACUUUAUGAUUAUUAAUCUUUCUCUUAGUAAUUUAUUGCCCUAAUGAUGCAGGUUUUUAAAGUUUACAUUUUGCUUUUGUGAGAAAACGACGCAGGACCAAUUCAAUCUAAAUUUACACUCUGAUGCAGCUGGCACGUGGAGGCUGUUGUUGUUGUGGUCCCGCGCGCGCACACACACACACACACACACACACACACACACACACACACACACACACACCUGUUAUUUCACCCUCAUGUAUUUUCCACUCAGGCUCAGAUGAUGAAUCCUAAAAUGAACCCACUUUGACGCCAGAUUUGAUUUGAACCCUUAACACAGCCUGCCAGACAGAAACCAGGGCACGCAGACCUUCUUUUUUGCCACACAGACUCCAGGAGGUUAAAUCCUCCUCAGCAGCCUCUGCCUGUGUGAAAAUAUUAUGAAAUCAGAAGCAGCCUUUUUUUUUCCAAAUCCAAGAGCGCCCCCGUGUGGCUGAAACCACGCCCUGCAUCUCUUGUCUUCGUGUGAUGCAGUUUCUAUAGCAACCUUCCAGACUUUUCUCCUGUGUUAUCUGCCACAGGAGUGAAAAAAGGAAGAAGCUGGAGCUGCGGAGACGAAGUCAGAAAAACCACCAUGUUGUGGAAGCCUCCAUGUUGUUUUGAUUCAGCAGCUCGGCCUGACGCAGAAAAACUCAUUAAAUAUAUGAAAUAUGAUGAAUUAUCAGGCGGGCGUUCGACCUGUUGCACCUUAGUCCCACAGAGAAUAUGAUCCCUCCUAAUGGUCCAAAGUCGACUGCAGCUAAAUAAUAUUCUAAUUAUCUAAUUAUUAUUAGUUAUUUUCAGAUCACAGUUCCGUCUACAAAAUAUAAAAAAUAUCCGCUAGAGAUCAAACUGAGGGUUGGAAAUUGUAGAUAUUUCCAUCCAGGAGAGCUGCAGCAUCGAUUCUGAUUAUGAAGAAACAUAUUCCUCUAAUUUGUGAUGAAAAAAUAUUUAAUUUGCGUAUUUUUUUAAGCUCAAUCAGCACUGAUUUUAGACAAAAUUAUUAUUAAAGAACAUGAAUAUAAGACAAAUGCAUCUCAGUGAAUAUCAGUUUUGGCAUUAUUUAAUAUUCUGCAGUUAAUUGUUGAGUAAAAAUGUCCUGAAAUCUAAUGUCCUAAGUUAAAUUCCCCUGACGAAAACUUCCAACUGAUCUAAGAAACGUAAAUGAUAUAAAAUAAUGAAACUAGAAUCAGUUCAUGAAUGAUAGAAAUGGAUUCUUCAGCACUUUUUCAGAUACUUUCCACACACACACACAUGGAUCCACUUUAGAAGAAGUCUUUGAUUGCACAGCGAGAGGAGAGGGGAGUCGAGGUCUUCAUGGUGGUCUCUGUCGUUAAAGCACCUUAACUCAUGUGGACUCCAGCGACGGAACCUCGUGGAGUUUAAAAAACAAAUACUGAAGGAAUAAAAAGACAGUGAAGGCCACACGUUUGUUGGAUUAUAAAUCUGACGGGGUUGAUGGAGACGAUCGACACGAUGACCAAAUGAUUCCUAACACCUGCUGGCCUGGACUCACAAAGAGGUGAAAAAAAGAUGAGCGGCGCCUCCUUCGUCAAACCAAAAGAGAAAACUUCCUCCUCCUCUUCCUCUUCCUCUUCCUCCUCCUCGUUCUCACUGAUGAAGGAAUAAAACACAACAUAAACACAAACCCCAGUAAGAGGACUGAAGCUUCAGUCGGACUCUGAGGUACGACAAACUUCACUACUUGAAUCACCUGACGACUCUUCAAAUAUGGCCGCCGCCGGCUGACGCAGUCCAGCACACGGUAUAUUCACGCGUCGAUGUUUGUGGGAGAUUAUAGAGAAUAGAGAUUCCUGUCUGUACGAUCAUAUUCAAACCAAAACAUAUUACUGCAUGCUGUGAAAGUAGAGCAUGCAAACAGAAGAAAGAGACUUUUGUGUUGACGGCUCAAAGCCAGCAUCGCUCAUCUGAAACACGGGAACAACAACAACAACAACAACAACAACAAGAGCCGCUCGUCUGCAUCAAGCUCAUCAUGAUAAUUCUGUUCGCCCGGCGGAGUUUGUUUCUAAAUCUCUAUUUUUUACGGUAUCAUACUGUAUGUGUUUUAUAUUGGGGAGGAAUCAGCCACGUGAUUAUUUUGUAGUUUUUCACAUUUUUGCUAAUGUGUUCGAGUUGUUGUCAUGUUUUUUUAAAUCUUUUGUUUGCCUUGGUAAAAACAAAGCAGCUCCAGCGGGCAGCGACGAAUGUCUUGAGUGGAAACUGUUCCGCUGAAACGCAUCGAUCGCAGACAUUUUCACAUCUGACUUUCUUUGGAUGAUUUUGAAUGUUUUUUCGAUUGUGUUUUUUGGGGGGUUUUGAUCAAAAUGCUGUAUAUCUGUUUAAAAACAUCUACCUCAGUGUGUCAGCUCAUUAACGACAGAAGCUUUAACACCUGGAUGACGUCAGCGUCCCCCUCCUUUAUCUGAAAAGAAAAGUCUCAAAUGAUCUGGUGCAAUGAAAUGAACCCAGACGCUCCACAAACAAAGAGAAGUCUGAGGAUGCUUGAAGGAAACGUAUUAACGAUGAACGUGUCUCACAAGGUUUUCAAAAUGAUUCUUUGAAACCUUUCAAAACCACCUGUUUUAAAACAGUCGUAAUUUAAUGAUCGGAAUGUACGGAGGCUUUAGAGAAACUACAUCAUGCUCCAGAAGACCAGUGAGGAAGAGGAGAGGAAGGAAUCCAUCAAAUGUUGUAGCAACCUCCUGCACACCUUAAACAUGGGCAACGUUUCUGUUGGUGUUGAAGUCAAGACCACACUGACCAAGACCAAAACAUAAAAGACCGAGUCAAGACCUUAAAUAUCACUGAAACAUCAUCAUCCUGUGUUUAGGGGUCGUGUCACUCAAUUGGACUGUAACACCGGGAAGGUUGCAGUCGUAACCGGGGGAUAAAAAAAAAAAA
Molecule: messenger RNA, 5694 nt
Organism: Labrus bergylta (ballan wrasse)
Lineage: Eukaryota; Metazoa; Chordata; Actinopteri; Labriformes; Labridae
Product: shaker-related potassium channel tsha2
Biological process (GO): potassium ion transmembrane transport; protein homooligomerization
Cellular component (GO): membrane; voltage-gated potassium channel complex
Molecular function (GO): delayed rectifier potassium channel activity; protein binding
Source: RefSeq, a predicted model, not a curated record